CUUACAUGUUCACCAAACAACAUGGUAUAUCCCUCAAACUAGCUCCACGAGAUUUAUGUCUCUUUCGCUGCCGAUUUCCUUCCAGUGCCAGAUUUACUUCAAGCGAUGUGCCCCCUUCGAUUCCUCAAGUUACCCAAGGGCGCUUAAGGCGACCUCAGAGGGGCGGUCAAAAUCUCACGGAGCGAUACCGCAGACUCGAAAACAGUAUUCGGGGUAAAAACGUACUCGCAAGAGCGACAUACGAUAUCUCCAGGGAUUCUGCUAGCACUUCUGAGUUACAAACUUCGCACAAAUCAUCCGGAAGCGGUGCAUCAGCAAAUACCACUGCAGGAUUCGUUAUGCCGGAAGAGCCGAAGCCUCCUGCAGAUGACGGUGCGUGAAGAUGCGGACGUCCGCGAUUUAGUGUGCUAAUAGCUGGGUUGCAUGGAGUGCUGCAUGUCGGGAUGCGCCGUAUGCGUGUAUGACUUGUACGAGAAAUCUCUUAACGCGUACAAAGAGUCCGUCGCAACGCUAAGGGCUUCUCUCGCUGUACUAUCGAUCCCUGAGAGCAAACGGCCUCUAAGUAUCCGUACGACUUCAUCCCAAUCAUCGAUAGCGAUGAAGCAAAAAGACGUCGUGCUGUCUGUAUUUGAGGAGAUGGAACGUGCUCUAAAGGAGAAGCGAGACAAGUGAGCUGCCGCCGAGGCUGACAGUUACUGUUCCCCUGACUAGGUCGUCGGUUCCGGUGCUGCGGGUAGAGAGAGCGAAGGGUGAGGUUUUGGAAGGCGAUAAGGAAGUGAAGGCUGCUCCAGGAACACUCCGGGACAUACGUAGUCCGAGUUUUACCACUUCGGGCAUGCGAAAUCUAUUUUAC
Molecule: messenger RNA, 853 nt
Organism: Pisolithus orientalis
Lineage: Eukaryota; Fungi; Basidiomycota; Agaricomycetes; Boletales; Pisolithaceae
Exons: 1
Coding region: 424-672 (82 amino acids)
Cellular component (GO): mitochondrion
Source: RefSeq, a predicted model, not a curated record